AUGGUGGACACUGCCUUGAAGCAUCGAGCUGAGUUUGCCUUUGCUCAGCUUGAGAACGAGAGAUCUCUGACAUCUCUUCGUGACGAGCUAAGGGUAGCUCGUGGGAUUGUUGAUCGGUCUCGGGCUGAGAUAACUGCUCUUCAGACCCUUGUUGAUGCCCACCAUCGGGAGCACAAGGCUCUCUGCGAGAUGCUUGAGCGCAAGGGCGUUCUUCAUCGGAAGAAGCAGCGUACUGAUGGUACGGCUUAA
Molecule: messenger RNA, 249 nt
Organism: Peronospora matthiolae
Lineage: Eukaryota; Oomycota; Peronosporomycetes; Peronosporales; Peronosporaceae
Source: the annotation of a GenBank genome assembly